Molecule: messenger RNA, 1158 nt
Organism: Marasmius oreades (fairy-ring Marasmius)
Lineage: Eukaryota; Fungi; Basidiomycota; Agaricomycetes; Agaricales; Marasmiaceae
Exons: 3
Coding region: 1-1158 (385 amino acids)
Source: RefSeq, a predicted model, not a curated record
AUGAACGCCCUCAAUUCGCCCACUCCCCACGUCGCCCUCGGUUUCACGCUGGCUAUCCUAGUCGUUUUUGUCAUCGCCAGGAAGCUCCGAACGUCUCAACAAAUAGACUACUUCGAGCUAUCUGGUGUCCCAGCGCCAACACCGCUGCCCGACUUUGACAUUGACAAGGCCAAGCCUAGGCCGUAUCGCCCUUUUCGGUGGGAGUACCACCAGAACAUGUCACUGAUGUCUAUGGAGCCUGAUUGGUGGUUGGAGCUCGAAUCAACCUAUCGUGAACGUAUUACUCAGAGAAAGACACUGCACGCUCAGCAUGGUACGGCUAUCAUUAACGCUCUUCCUGGAAGCGAGCUAGCAUGUCGGGAGCUGAUGGAAAUGGUGAUUCAAUUCCUCUGUGCUCGAUAUCCCAACCAGUUUCAGUACCAUCAUCGAACGGGCACCUUUGUCAACCGCAUCCUCGAAACCACAACCGAUACGAACAGAAUACACCCUCUCGUUUUUCUAAAUGAAAAUGUUCCUGAAGACUUUCUUAUCCCAAUGGAGGAUCCCAGGACGGGGUUGUAUGUUCUUUGUGCUGGGGUGUCUUGUUCGGCAGUUGGAUGGAAUCUCGGAACGAAGAUAGGGAAACCGCUCCAUGAGAUACAUGCCCCCGUUCCAGACUAUGCAGAGAAAAUGAAGUUCUCGAUGGACAGGUUCUUCUCUAAUAUGCCUUGCGAUAAACCUAUUCAGCGGGGAUCAUGGGGUUUAGAAGACGGACAGCCGCUCUUCGUGUUACCUGGUUCCCACGAAAUGAUUGCACGUGAAACUAGACAGCGUCCAGAUAUGAAGGUCGAGGACAUUUAUUUGCGGGUCGAUUGGCAAACUCUCAGAAGAUUACCGAGGUCGAAGGCGAUCGUCUUCAAUUUCAAAGCGCUUUUCACACCCAUGACUGAUUUCAGGAAUGAGCCCUACAUUCCGCGUCUUCUGUUAAAGAUAUUACGAGAGGGAAAACCGUCCAUUUUGCAGUAUAAAGGAUUGUGGCACACGGAACAUGUCGCCUUACCUGCGUUGGAGAAGUGGGCAAAGGAACAAGAAGAUAAAGGAUUAGUUCCUGCAGAUUGGAAAGAGAGGAAACUCGAUGAAAGUCCUUUUUUCCCAAACUGGGACAAGCAGAGGAACUAG